AUGGAGAAAUUGGACGGAAGCACCAGACAAAGUGCCAUACACUCGAUCAUUAAUCGGGAGAAAGUCGAAUACAACAACGAUCGUCCUUAUUCUACUACCUCAACAAUGGCUGCUGCAGUAGCCAGUCCUGCCUCGAUGUAUUCUCAACCCCCUCCUCCGUACACAUGGGGUGGACCAGGACCCUCCAUGUCGGGCAUGAUCUCCCCUCCAGAAUCACGACGGACUUCAGACAACAAGACAGAACCACCGCCUCCCAUACAGACCUCACAACCACAUAGACAAUCGCUACCUUCUUUACACGAAGCCCUGACCGGUGGACCCAAACCAAGUCAAUAUAACUCUCCUAUAUCUGCAAUUUCCCAAUCACAGCAAUUGCCGUAUUCACAACAGCAACAGCAACCGCAACAGAUACCCCGAUCUUUCCCCCCACCAGAACAUUCUCAAUAUCCACCACAAGCCCCCCCUCAACCAAGACAGCCGUCUCCACCUCAACCAGUCCAUCCACAAUCAAAUCCAUUCUCACGACCUGAACCAGGCCCAAAUCCUUUCUCAGAACCCCCCAGACAUCCAUCAGUGACAGCUCUUCAAAAUGCCCCGGCUCCCCACAAUCCAUAUGCCCCGCGAUUCGAACCUGGAAGAUAUGAGCAAGAUCCAAGAAGCCAGGAACGACCACCGAAUGGAUAUCAACAGCAACCUCCUCCUCCUCCACAACCCUACAGUUAUGGACCUGGGCCUGGACAUGCUCAACCAGCAGGACCUCAACCAGUAUUCACUCAACCUCGUUAUGUAUCCCAACAUCCUCGUGAGAUCAAGGACUCGUGGCCGCCGCAAGACAAACCCGAGGUAUUCAGAGAAGGCUUGAAGAGACAUCUAGAGGUGUAUGAUUUUGAGAACAGUUUGGCUCGGAUCAACAAGACAAGUGGAAUCAUCCAAAACUGGUCAGCUCACUACAAUGCCAUCGCACAAGAACAGCAACAAUCCGUCAACAUCAUCCCAGAUCGAAUGCCAACCUUGGACUCCGUGGAUGAGAUGAUCCGUCACAACGAAUCUAUCACCAACCUGCUCCAAGAGAUGAAGGCAAUGAUCUACGAACAAGCUCAGCACACUGCCCAUCAACGCAUGCGUGAGCAGGGUGGUAGAGGCCCAGGUGACUACGACGAGGAUGGCAUGUACGAUGACAUGAAGAGCCAUAAUGGGUACGGCCCGGAGAGUAAGAAGCGACGAGGGAGAGCCGCACCCCCUGGUCGCUGUCAUAGCUGUAAUCGAGCGGAAACUCCAGAAUGGAGACGUGGCCCAGAUGGUGCUAGGACGUUGUGCAACGCAUGUGGACUGCACUACGCGAAAUUGACGAGGAAGAACACGAUGAAGAACUCGCAGGGCUCGAAUGGGAAUCAGUUGAGGCCAUUGAGUAAGGAUGGACUUUCGCCAAGGCCGAUGUGA
Molecule: messenger RNA, 1440 nt
Organism: Cadophora gregata
Lineage: Eukaryota; Fungi; Ascomycota; Leotiomycetes; Helotiales; Ploettnerulaceae
Exons: 4
Coding region: 1-1440 (479 amino acids)
Biological process (GO): regulation of DNA-templated transcription
Molecular function (GO): zinc ion binding; sequence-specific DNA binding
Source: RefSeq, a predicted model, not a curated record